Drosophila melanogaster (fruit fly) is the source of this 660-nucleotide messenger RNA. RefSeq lists its product as uncharacterized. The record is from RefSeq and is marked reviewed. The coding region runs from base 11 to 610 and encodes 199 amino acids. NCBI's taxonomy places the organism in Eukaryota, Metazoa, Arthropoda, Insecta, Diptera, Drosophilidae. The transcript has 2 exons.
CCUGUCCGUCAUGUUGCACAAAACUUUUCAUAUUUUUUCACAUAUGGCUCACCAUUUCGCAAUGCGAACAAUUUUCAAUGCAAAAAUUGGCGAUGCAGCCUACAUCCAGGAUGAACUGUCUUCGUCGCUAUCCUCUUCUGUGGCCAGCAAAUUCAAAGAAUUUUCGAAGCGCAAACGCAUUUCGGACAGUUUCUCGGAUCUUUCAGAAGAACUUGAGAGAAUAGGUUUGCGACAGAUGAGGAAACGCAUUAAGUUGGAGAAAUCGUUCGAAAGAACACCCAAAAAGAAGGUCCAGACCAAGAAGCAUUUACCACCGGUUCGGAAGAAGGAUACAUCUGGAAAUCGUGGCUCAUUUGGCUUGCGACAAAUGAGGAAGCGCGUUAAGUUGGAGGACACCGACGAGAAGUCUUACAAAAGAUCUCCCAAAAUGAAGGUCAUAUCAAUGAAGCAGUCACCUCUGAAGGGACCGGCUCCAAUCAUAUUGCGUAAAAAGUUUGGAAUCUACGUAGCUAGUGUUUGGACUAGUGCUGGCUACGUCUUGGUGAUCCGGGAACCGUCUGCAGUUGAAACAACCAAUAGCAGUUCGGUCAGUUGGCUUGGGGAGCAGUAAUUUUACCACAAUAUGAAUACUGAAUAUUUAGUCUGUAUUAUAUAUAUAGU